AGUUCUUAACUGUGCUCGUGUGCUUCACAUUUAAGUCUGUUUUACAAGAUUAUAAUAGUAGCUACAUACAGAGCAAAACAAAUGGCAUUAUCAAAAGAUUUUGAGCAAAGGUAUAAAAAUGCCAUACAAAAAUCAUUGAAAGACACUGUGAUUGCUCUUAAUCGUCUUGCAUGUGCCAUUUUGGAGAAUGAAAAAAUGUGUAUACCUGUAGCAAUAGCUGAAGUCCGUAUUUUGAUAAAGGAUGCAGAGGCUAAAGCUUCUCAGGCUAAAGAACGUUCAAGAGAGUUUCUAACAGAAAUACAACAUACAAUUGGACAGCUAAUAUUAAGACAGAAGCAGACAUCCGAUGAGCUUAAAGAACUUCAAAGUAAGUUGAAAAAUCUAAACAUGAGUUUGAAGCCCAGCAAUGAAAAUAAAAAAAGAACUGAAGAUUCAUUACAAAGUGCAGAAAGGCAUCUGAAGAAAGCUGAGCAGACAUUGGCAUUUGCUAAAUCCAGUUAUGACCGUAACGAAAUAGUGAGAGAUGUUGGCAUUGGGAUGACAAUACUGCUUGCUGUGCCACUUUUUGGACUAAUACCUGGAAUAACAGGUGCAAUUAUGUGGGGAGCUGGCCAGAUAGCCUUGGAUGAUGCCAUAAUUGAGUUACAUGAAGCUCAGCAAACAGUGAAUGCCUGCCGUGAUAAAAUCAGAUGGUACAGAGAUGAAUCCUCACGUUUCAAAAAAGAAAUUGAGGAAACAAAUAAUCAUAUUAGUAGGCUUGAAAGACUACAACAGUUUAGUAAACAGGAUCUGAAUAACAUGAAAGAAAACCUAAGAAUAUUAGCUGACAUACAAGAAAAAUUUCAGCACUGUACACAUUUUCUUAAUGUACUAGUAGGAAGAGUUGAAAUUCUUAAUUUUACUUCAAAGAAUAUCAUUUGCUGGGAGGUAGUUAUCCAAAAUAUGGAAGAAAUAGCCAAACACUUGUUCCAGGUACAUGGAGACACGGCUUGCAAAAGGUACCAACUGCUUUACCAGCCAGAAAUCAUGAAUAUGAUUCAGGAAAAUAAAUCAACUAGUUCUAGAGUAAAAGCCAUCUUGAAAAAAAAUAAAUAUGCUAUUCAUGACUUUAUAUGAAACAAAUACUUAACUAGGAAAAGCAUAAAUUUGCCUGGCACCUAGGUGUGUCAUUUUUGUAACCUAUGCUUAACUUGUUCAGAUUUGACUAUUUUGAAGGUCAGUCCUAUUUGCAGUUGUUUUGCUGCCAUGGAAAAAUGCAUCUCCAAGGUGGUUUGCCAUACUCUAAAUUUGAAGACCAGGAUGAACAAUAUGUUAAAUACGAACACCAAAAGGAACAUCAAAGACCACCGUGGAAGCUACUGCAAAUUUUUUAAUAACUGGAUGAGCACUUUCAUUUUAGAAU
Molecule: messenger RNA, 1402 nt
Organism: Protopterus annectens (West African lungfish)
Lineage: Eukaryota; Metazoa; Chordata; Ceratodontiformes; Protopteridae
Exons: 2
Coding region: 82-1116 (344 amino acids)
Source: RefSeq, a predicted model, not a curated record